This is a messenger RNA of Eurypyga helias (sunbittern), 1133 nucleotides long. It is a transcript of the gene TMEM129, whose product is annotated as transmembrane protein 129, E3 ubiquitin protein ligase. Gene Ontology annotation, biological process: protein ubiquitination. Gene Ontology annotation, cellular component: membrane; endoplasmic reticulum. The transcript is spliced from 3 exons. Lineage: Eukaryota; Metazoa; Chordata; Aves; Eurypygiformes; Eurypygidae. The annotation marks the transcript as partial. Gene Ontology annotation, molecular function: ubiquitin protein ligase activity. The record is from RefSeq and is a predicted model, not a curated record.
GUUAUUACCUUGGUAUGUGCUUUGCUGCACCUGAAAAACAUCUUUGUUUUUUCUACCUGGCUUCAAAAGGGUGGAAAACUUUCUUCUUCUUCGCUGUUCUCUUUCCAGCAGUCACCAGUGCCCUGGCAUAUUACUGGUCACAGAAAGGUUGGAAUAAUCAUCCGUUAGCCCGAACACUAGCUGUCCAUGCUCUCCCGCAGUCAGGUUGGAGGGCAGUUGCUUCUUCCAUCAAUACAGAAUUUAGAAGAAUCGACAAAUUUGCUACUGGAGCCCCAGGAGCAAGGGUGAUUGUUACGGACACAUGGGUGAUUAAAGUGACCACCUACUGUUUACACGUUGCCCAGCAGCAGGACAUUCAUUUGACAGUGACAGACUCCAGACAGCAUGAACUCACGCCAGACUCAAAUAUGCCUGUGCAGUUCCUCACCAUCCGUGUUGCCAGUAUUAAUCCCUACGUGAAAGCAUUUGAUAUCCGGUUAAACUCCACAGAGUAUGGGGAGCUCCGAGAAAAACUCCGUGCUCCCAUCAGCAAUGCAGCUAAUGUUGUGAUCCAUCAAAGCCUUAGUGAUUUAUUUCUAGAAACCUUUACAUCUCUGGUGGAAAUAAACCAGUCAUAUCCUGUUCCAAGCACUCAGGAGCUGGAGCCGUGCAUAGGGUGUAUGCAGACUAUUGCUAACAUCAAGCUCAUCAAGAACUGCCAGGAGCCAAAUGAAGGGGAGUGCCAGCAGUGCUACUGUCGUCCCAUGUGGUGCCUCACCUGCAUGGGCAAAUGGUUUGCCAGCCGACAGGAUCAGCAGCACCCAGAGACCUGGCUGUCAAGUCAAGUGCCUUGUCCGACUUGCCGAGCCAAAUUUUGCAUUUUAGAUGUUUGCAUAAUACGAUGAAUAAUACUUGGGUAUGUUUUAACUUUUUUAAUUGGAAUGUAUUUCAUAGUGGGUUUGGCUAAAAGGCCUGUUAGAUUUGUUUAUGAGACUUCACAUUCUACAAGGGUGCAAACUCCAAAGCUUUCUUUUACAGUAUUGAAAACGGAUGUAUUUCAGUUCCUCUCCAUUUAUACCUGUAUCUUUGGGUUUUAUUCACCAGAUGUCAGUUUCUGGGGUUUUUUUAAACAUAUUUUGCUUUCUUAUAUCUUG